UAACACAACGGUGUCCAACCAAAACUCCGUGUAACCACCUCAACAGGAACUGACGUCUCUUCGGUGCAAGUGGAUGGAAAAAAAAAUGCAGCUGCAGGAAAAAUGGCUCCAAACACCACACCGCUAAAAGGUGUUUAAAGAUUUGCUACGCAACCCUUUGAGCCACACUGACUUAGAAGCCGUCAUACUCAUGGCACCUUCCAGUUGACAGAAUGGCCCAGAUAUCGAGUGGUAAUGGGUUCAAGGUGGAUGUCCCCCAGCCAAAGGGGGCUGUGGGUAAAGAGGAAGCCCUUCGCAUGGAGGAAGAAGCUUUUGCAAAAUUGCGAAGGGAUAAGAGGCACACUCUUUCAGCUUCAGCAUCCUCAUCUUCCUCUGCAGCAUCCUCAUCCUCCUCAAAACCGCAACCAUCUAGAUCUACCACUACUGCUCCUCUACCUUUACCCUGUACUAGUAGACCUGAAAGAGACCUCAUCGUCUUCCCAGAGACCAAGAAGCAGGUAGAGCAGGACAAGUUCAGGGAUAUCGACGUGGACAAGCUGACCAAUGAGGAACUUGAAAAGCUCCUGCUGGAUGAAAACUUUGGGGUUAACAGCAAAGUGCCCCGUCCCUCGUCACUACUGGGGUUUAACCUCAGUGCCUCCUACCCUGGAGGCCAUCCAUGUAGCUCCUCUCCUUUCCAGAGUGGCCAGUGGACACCUGUUCUGUCCACACCAUCUAACUCUAGUGUGUCCACUCCCACCCAUCAGCCUUCCCCAAUGUUCCCCUCUGCUCCAUUCCCCAAACAAGGCACAUUUCAGAAUGGCUUCACUCCAACCAUGUCGCCCUUCAUGGCCCUGACGGCACAGCCAACAUCCUUCAUGGCCUUCACUCCCAUCCAGCCUGCUGCUGCCAUGGUCUUCACACAGCCAGCAGUGGACCCAGAGAUGGCCAAACUGUUUGACAAGAUUGCCAGCACCUCAGAAUACUUGAAGAAUGGCAAAUCGGCCAGCACUGACCUAGAUUCCUCUCAAGCGGGCACAGCUUCUCUGGCGCCCAACCCACCACCCCAGCAGCCAGCAGCGAUGGAAUCUUCUAGCAUCAGCCGCUUUGACUGGCUCGAUCUGGACCCACUCACAAAGCGUAAAGCUGAAAAUGAGGAAGCAUCCCUGGCAUCAGGAGACACUGCACAGACGGUACCAGGAGUCGCAGGGGAUCCUUGGGAUGCAGUUCUUGAGACUGAAGGGAACAGUAGUAGCAGCAGCCCCCCACUGGAGGUGAAAGCGUCAGUUCGCUCGCAGCACAGGAGAGCAUCAACGGGAGCGGCUGUCACUAGGAGUCACUCGCUCAACAUCCCAGGGACCUCCUCGCAGCACAAACCAAACAAUCAGGACAAGGGAAAAGGAAAAGGUUUGGUGAAGAAUGCAGCCCUGGAAGAACAGGACGCUCAAAACCUGGAGGUUGUCGCCUUCUGUGAAGACGUAGCAACUCUGCGCUCCAAAUUCCCUCAUAGUGACGUGUCCACCAACCCCGGCUACGUCCUGAGCCCUGUCAUUACCCAGAGAGACAGCGGAGGUGACAAUAGCUGCUCUGUCAAGGUUUCCAUUGAAUUCUCAGAAUCUCAGCAGCCUGUAACUUUCACCUGUGACGUGAGUUCUCCAGUGGAGUUGCUGAUCAGUCAGACUCUCUGCUGGGUCCACGAUGACUUGAACCAGGUCGACUUCUCCAGCUACCUGCUCAAAGUCUGUGGCCAGGAGGAGGUGCUGCAGAAUAAACACAGCCUAGGCAGCCAUGAGUACGUCCAGAACUGCAGGAAGUGGGAGAAUGAGAUCACAUUACAACUACUCUCUCACUCCACCAUGAGAAGAGACUUGGCACGUGGUGCGGAAGAUGACAACUCUGUGGUAGAUUUAGAGAAGCCCCUGGGCCAAGUGGAGAGGCCAUUCAAGGAGAACGUCACCAGACAAGGUCUGGCUGAUUAUUUAGAAGGCUAUCAUAAUCAAGUCGACAUCUGCCAACAAAAUGAGAGUACCCAGUAUAAGACUGUGGACCGGGUGGUGCAGACUUUGAAGAACCUAUGCGGUGCUCUGGAUGAGGUGGAGACCCAAGCCAUUACAGAGGCCAUCAAAAGGCUGCGACACUCCGUCAAUUUACCCAGGACACGCUCACCCAAGAUGGGGUCCACAUCGUCUGGUCAAUCAUCAAAUGGUCACACCAGUCCAGUGGAGGAGGGCCUGGCCUUACUGACACAGGCUGUCUAUGACCUGGCCAAGCUCUACUUGCGCUCCUUCUGCCCCCCAUCCCCUUCCUUCAGUUCACCUUCAGUGCCCCAAGCUGCAGACGGGGAAGGCGUAGAAGGGAAGAGCAGCAAAGCAGCUUCUGGCACCACAGACCACCUUCAGUUCACUCUGUUCGCCUUGCACGGCAUCCCAGCCAACUGGGUCAGCAGUUAUGAGAAGUACUUCCUGAUGUGUUCCCUCACCCACAAUGGCAAGAACCUGUUUAAACCGGUCCAGUCCAAGAGAGUGGGCACAUACAAAAGCUUCUUCUACCACAUCAAAUGGGACGAACUGAUCAACUUCCCCAUAGCAGUAGCUGUUCUCCCAUUGGAGUCCAUACUGAGCCUGACUCUGUUUGGGGUGCUGAAUGAGAAUGCCAGUGGCUCCCCAGACUCCAACAAACAGAGGAAAGCUCCAGAGCUGCUAGGCAAAGUCUCUAUGCCGCUCUUUGACUUCAGACGGGUGCUUGCCAAGGGCAGCAGGUUGUUGUGUCUGUGGACUUCUGCCCAGGGAGCUGCUGCUGCUGCCGGCUCUACAGGCAACCGCAAAAGGGUGUCUGCAGAGAGAAUAGUACUACAGGUGGACUUCCCCAACUCAGCGUUGGACGUUUUAUACGUGGGACCCAAGGAAGAGCCCAGACCGGAGCAUACACUGGAGGAGCUGGAUCCUGAUCUGCGACGCAAACUGGAGAAAAUCUGCAGCCGAGCUUCUAAUUUUGGGCUGAAGCGGGCAGACCACCAGAUCCUAUGGGACCAUCGGCUCCACUGUCGGAAGGACCACCCCAGCAGCCUCCCCAAGGUGCUGGCCAGUGCGCCCAGCUGGGACUGGGCCAGCAUGGCUCACAUCCACUCCCUUCUGCAUCACUGGCCCCCUCUGCCCCCCGUCACUGCGUUAGAGCUACUCGACUCAAAGUUUGCAGAUACAGAAGUGAGAAAUGUGGCUGUUAGUUGGAUUGAGAAGAGCAGUGAUGAUGAGCUGGCUGACUACCUGCCACAGCUAGUACAGGCAUUAAAGUUUGAGUGUCACCUAAAGAACGCCCUUGUCAUGUUCCUGCUGUCCAGAGCACAAGGCAACAUCAGCAUUGCCCACUACCUCUAUUGGCUGCUGAAGGAUGCGGUGCAGGAUCCUGCCUUUGGACAACGCUAUGAGCGGGUGCUGGGUGCCCUGCUGUGUCUGUGUGGAGUCAAGCUGAGGGCGGAGCUGGAGAAGCAGACUCACCUGGUCACCCUGCUAGGAGCCGUGGCCGAGAGAGUCAGACAGGCUGGGGGUCUACGACAGGUGGCGCUGCAGGAGGGCCUUGAAAAUGUUCAGAACUUUUUUCAGAGGAACAGCUGCCGGAUGCCCCUCAGCCCCAGCCUGGUGGCCAAGGAGCUAAACGUCAAGGCCUGCUCCUUCUUCAACUCCAACGCAGUUCCCCUAAAGCUGGCCCUGGUCAACGCCGACCCACUGGGACAAGAGAUCAAUGUUAUGUUCAAGGUUGGAGAGGACCUGAGGCAGGACAUGUUGGCUCUUCAGAUGAUCCGCAUCAUGGAUCGCAUCUGGCUGCAGGAGGGGCUGGACCUCCGCAUUGUCAACUUCAAAUGCAUCUCCACCGGCAAGGAUAAAGGCAUGGUGGAGCUGGUGCCGUCCUCCGACACCCUGAGAAAGAUCCAGGUGGAGUACGGCGUCACCGGCUCCUUCAAGGACAAACCGCUGGCAGAGUGGCUCCGCAAGUACAACCCUGCCGAGGAUGAGUAUGAGAAGUUCUGCCCGUUCCAAAUGACAAUCAUCCUGCGCGCCCCGUCACAUGUUCCACACGAAGCUUGCCCAAAACUGUACCAGAGUGUCCAUGUUGUCUUGCCCCUCAAACUGGACCGCGCUCCGUUCGUUCUGACCUCUGACAUGGCGUACGUCAUCAACGGAGGCGAGCGUCCCACCAGUCGCUUCCAGCUGUUUGUAGACUUGUGUUGCCAGUCCUACAACCUCAUCCGCAAGCACUCUGGGCUUUUCCUCAACCUGUUGUCACUGAUGACGUCCUCAGGCCUCCCAGAGCUGACCGGCUCUCAGGAUCUAAAAUAUGUGUUUGAUGCCCUGCAGCCCCACAACACAGAUGCUGAGGCAACUAUCUUCUUCACCAGGCUAAUAGAGUCCAGUCUGGGCAGCGUAGCCACCAAGUUCAACUUCUUCAUCCACAACCUUGCCCAGCUACGAUUCUCUGGUUUGCCAGCCAACGACGAGCCCAUCCUGUCGUUCUCCCCUAAGACAUACACUUUGAAACAGGAGGGCCGCAUCAUCCACGCCUCCAUCUUCUCCUUCCAAAAGAGAUACAACCCCGACAAGCACUAUACGUAUGUGGUGAGGAUCCUGAGGGAAGGUCAGAAUGAGCCCCAGUUUAUCUUCCGCACUUUCGAUGAGUUUCAGGAGCUCCACAACAAACUCACCAUCCUCUUCCCCCUCUGGAAGCUGCCGGGUUUCCCUAACAAGAUGGUGCUCGGUCGCACCCACAUCAAAGAAGUGGCUGCCAAGAGGAAGCUGGAGCUCAACAACUACGUCCACAACCUGAUGAGGAGCUCCACAGAGGUCACCCAGUGUGACCUGGUCUACACCUUCUUUCAUCCAAUUGCACGGGAUGACAAGACCGAAGGCUUAGAUGCCACGCCCAGAGCACCAGAGCCUCCACUGAGUCCCACUUCUGGUCGGGUGGAAGGAGAAGUGAAGCUCUCAAUCUCCUACAGGAACAGCAAUCUCUUCAUCAUGGUCAUGCACAUCCGAGAUCUGGUUUCAGAAGAUGGAACCGAUCCCAACCCAUAUGUGAAAACCUACCUGCUUCCAGAUCCACACAAGACUUCCAAACGCAAGACAAAGAUCUCAAGGAAAACCAGGAACCCUACUUUCAAUGAGAUGUUGGUGUACAGCGGCUACAGCAAGGAAACCUUGGGCCUGCGGGAGCUUCAACUGAGCGUGCUCAGUGCCGAGUCGCUGCGUGAGAACUACUUUCUGGGCGGCAUCACGCUCAGACUCAAAGACUUUGACCUCAGCAAGGAGACGGUCAAGUGGUACAAACUUACAGCCGUCCCCUACUUCUAACCCCUCGUUGCCUCUCCCAAAGCCGGGGACGACUCCUUGUCUCCAGACAAAAAGCUGCAUUCACAUCAUAUGGGAAAGGUGGCGGAUGCGGCCUUUUUCUUGAAAAUACUGGUCACUGCAGUUUUCAGUUCAUAAAAAUACUACUUCAGAACUUGGGGGUCUGGAGAUGGACCCUCAUUUUUGCAAGGAUUUUUGACAUCAUUAAAUUUCAAAUAUAAGCAGUGAUAUUUUCAUUUGAAAUUUAACAAACCAAAUGGACUGUUUCUUUUAGAUGACUCAUGUUGUAAUAAGUAUUUUCAUGGCAAGAAACAGCUGUGCUUGUGGCUGAAAAACCUGCAUCAUUAAGUACAUGUGUUGAACAACUGAUCAGUAAUAACCUGAUUCUUCAGAAUUUCAUCAUGGUAUCUUGACAGAUUCAAACAAGGUUGAACACACCAUUGCUUAAUAAUAAUAAUCAUCAUGUUGCUUCAGCGGUUAUUCCCAUAUGACAUGAAUGCAGACUUAAAAACUCCUUCAGACGCACCCUCAAAGGGCGACCGAAGAGGCCGAUUCACAAACCCUCAAAGGCGAGCCUGCUCUCCAUUCUUUACUAUUUUUCCCUCUUUAACUAAUUAAGAUUGUUUCUGUGACAAACAAUCUCCACUUAUUUUGUCUCUAUUUUUCCUAAACUAUAACGAAGAGCUGUAAUGUUUUGUACAUUUUGAUAUUAGAGGACCAAAACGGCUUACUUUCAGAAGAGUAUAUAUAGAUUGACACAUUUAUUUUUUAAGGACUAGAAAGGGGGUUCAUUUUUACAUUUUCCUUGUUUAUUUUCUAUUUAGACAAAUAUGAGGCAUCAGGGUUUCCUGCUUUGCAGCAGACACUUCUGGGUAGAGUAGUCACACACCAGAUUCUAUGAAAUCAACAGUGACCUUAUGAUUUCCCAAGAACGUGCCAAAAGUAAUGAGAAGGACGGCAAAUGAAACCACUUUCCCAAGUACGGAGCUGAACAGGGGGCCCAUGUCUGUCCUCACAAUCCCUUUUUAAUGCUCAACUUGGCCUUAUUGCUAUAUACAUUUUAUUAACAAUGUGAUAUGUCCUUAUUAAAGAAAAAUCUAUAUUCUCUAAAGCUAUAUCAGUAGUUCUCCCAGAGCAGGUCUGGUGCUGGACCGGCACCGUAAAGGUUUUUUGUAAUGGUGAACUGCCACUAAAUGCACACUACCAGGUAUUUUCUCUUAUGUUAUUACUUGACUAUUUUCACACAGCACACCUUAAAGGGGAAAUUGUAUCAUACGCUUUGGAACACGCUCUGGAUGAAGAGAUAAUGGUUGACCAGUUGGGCUCAGUUAGGUGUUUCCUUCAGGUGGUUCAAAACCAUAAUUUUUCUAAUUGCCGUUUAUGGACUGAGUUAAAUGGGAAGACUGAGAGUCUGGACCUGAGGCUGUCAGAGGCAGCAAUACCACAUUCACUCCCAGUGCCUUAGAGUGGUGUAAUGACGCCUCGAUGAGUAACUGGGUAAAUGUUCGCAAUAACUUAAACUGCUAGUGAAGUCCAGAUCCAGCCAGGCUUUAUGAUAUUUAAGUGAGAAAACAUUUUGUUGAAAUGUCAGACAAACUGAACACAGAUCAAAGCUGAAAAGGCAACUUUGACAUAAAACAUCUUCACAAAAAGGGAACAAGAUUCUGAGCGUUAGCUGCUUUCCUCUUUACUCGCUAACUUUAAAUCUAAAGUUGUUAAUGUUUAAUAAAGAAAUGUAUCUGAAAAAGGUUUUUUUAAGAGAAGAUCUACAAGACAAUUAUGAUCUAAGAGCAUCACUCACACAAUGAAUAUUAUUGACUUGAUCUACUCUUUUAGUGACUGUACAAAGAAAGAAAGCAGAGUUUGUAUUAACAUGGCCAGUUAUUUAUUCUUAAUUGGUGACCUGUAACCCGAAUGGAUCAGUUUGUACUGUAAUCCCUCUUUUCCUAAAACAAAUUAAAUGUUUUGGAACAAAUA
Perca fluviatilis (European perch) is the source of this 7295-nucleotide messenger RNA. RefSeq names its product phosphatidylinositol-4-phosphate 3-kinase, catalytic subunit type 2 alpha (gene pik3c2a). NCBI's taxonomy places the organism in Eukaryota, Metazoa, Chordata, Actinopteri, Perciformes, Percidae. The transcript has 33 exons. Gene Ontology annotation, cellular component: phosphatidylinositol 3-kinase complex; plasma membrane; cytoplasm. Gene Ontology annotation, molecular function: phosphatidylinositol binding; 1-phosphatidylinositol-4-phosphate 3-kinase activity; 1-phosphatidylinositol-3-kinase activity. The record is from RefSeq and is a predicted model, not a curated record. The coding region runs from base 213 to 5321 and encodes 1702 amino acids. Gene Ontology annotation, biological process: phosphatidylinositol-mediated signaling; phosphatidylinositol-3-phosphate biosynthetic process; cell migration.